This is a messenger RNA of Trematomus bernacchii (emerald rockcod), 2196 nucleotides long. Its product is annotated as complement factor H-like. The record is from RefSeq and is a predicted model, not a curated record. Bases 1 to 2088 code for a protein of 695 amino acids. The transcript has 13 exons. NCBI's taxonomy places the organism in Eukaryota, Metazoa, Chordata, Actinopteri, Perciformes, Nototheniidae.
AUGGCUGGGGUGACCUUUCAGAAAUCUUUAUUCUUGCUUGUGUAUUAUUCAACAGAGAUAAUAUGUACAGCACCCGAGAUUGAAAAUGGUGAUGUGCUUGGACAAAUCCAAGAGUACAUAGAAAAUCAAGUCCUGGAGUUUCAGUGUAAACCCUCAUUUAGACGCGCUGAAGCCAGAUCUUCAAAAUGCACAGAGCAAGGAGUAAGAGCAGAAUGGAGCCCCACACCUCUGUGUGAACCAAUAACAUGUAAACUACAACUGCCAGGGCUGAAAGGAACCAGCUAUGAACCUGCUUCUAGAAACACGUUUCUACCUGGUGACCAAGUGACAGUAAAUUGUGAAGACAAGUACUGGAUUUUUGGGUAUCAACCGACCUCAGUCGUAACUACAUGCAAAGAGGACGGAGAGUGGACUAUCAGACCUCUAUGCCAAGAGGUUACGUGCAGCAAACAAGGAGUCCCACAUGUGUCUUCAUGGGACAGUCGUUGGCAGCAAACAUUCAAAUCGGGUGAGACGACACGUUACGGGUGUGAGACAGGCUACAGGAGGAAAGAUGGCGCCAGCAGGGCCACAUGCACCCGAGAUGGAUGGCAACCAAAUCCACUUUGUGAAGAGAUAAUAUGUACAGCACCCGAGAUUGAAAAUGGUGAUGUGCUUGGACAAAUCCAAGAGUACAAAGAAAAUCAAGUCCUGGAGUUUCAGUGUAAACCCUCAUUUAGACGCGCUGAAGCCAGAUCUUCAAAAUGCACAGAGCAAGGAGUAAGAGCAGAAUGGAGCCCCACACCUCUGUGUGAACCAAUAACAUGUAAACUACAACUGCCAGGGCUGAAAGGAACCAGCUAUGAACCUGCUUAUAGAAACACGUUUCUACCUGGUGACGAAGUGACAGUAAAUUGUGGAGACAAGUACUGGAUUUCUAGGCAUCAACAGGCCUCAGUAGUAACUACAUGCAAAGAGGACGGAGAGUGGACUAUAAGACCUCUAUGCCAAGAGGUUACGUGCAGCACACAAGGAGUCCCACAUGUGUCUUCAUGGGACAGUCGUCGGCAGCAAACAUUCAAAUCGGGUGAGACGACACGUUACGGGUGUGAGACAGGCUACAGGAGGAAAGAUGGCGCCAGCAGGGCCACAUGCACCCGAGAUGGAUGGCAACCAAAUCCACUUUGUGAAGAGAUAAUAUGUACAGCACCCGAGAUUGAAAAUGGUGAUGUGCUUGGACAAAUCCAAGAGUACAUAGAAAAUCAAGUCCUGGAGUUUCAGUGUAAACCCUCAUUUAGACGCGCUGAAGCCAGAUCUUCAAAAUGCACAAAGCAAGGAGUAAGAGCAGAAUGGAGCCCCACACCUCUGUGUGAAUCAAUAACAUGUAAACUACAACUGCCAGGGCUGAAAGGAACCAGCUAUGAACCUGCUUAUAGAAACACGUUUCUACCUGGUGACCAAGUGACAGUAACUUGUGAAGACAAGUACUGGAUUUCUAGGCAUCAACCGACCUCAGUCGUAACUACAUGCAAAGAGGGCGGAGAGUGGACUAUCAGACCUCUAUGCCAAGAAAGUCACUGCAAGAAACCUCACAUCGACGGUGCAAACUUUAUCGGCGUUGUAAGGGAAAGUUACAGCCUAAAUGAUCGCAUCCGAUAUGCAUGCAAGAACAACGUUGAAAUAAUUGUUACUAUUACCUGUGAAGAAAAUGGUUGGAAUGGGAUUCAGAGCUGUUCAGAAGUUCUAGGUUGUGGCACAGCACCAAUCAUUGCCGAUGGAGACCUCAAGUACACCAGGAAAAGUAAUAACAGCCAUAAUGAUAUGGUUGAAUACAUGUGCCAGGCAUACUACACCAUGGAGGGAGAGCCUUACAAAACCUGCGUCAAUGGUGUAUGGACUGGACACACGAGAUGCAUCCAACCCUGUACCGUGAAUGAAGACGACAAUAAACAACAUAAUAUUACCGUUAAAUAUAAUGGCAGUACAUAUUUCACUCAUGAUGAAAUAAUUGAGUUUAGGUGUGCCAGAGGAAUACCUGUUGGUUCAGUAUCAUUACUUCAGAGGUGUAAUAGUGGUGUUAUUGUCUUGCCUACUUGCCAAGAGUUUUAGUCAACAGUAGAUCAAAGUAAAAAACUGAUUAUGCAGAGUUAUGAACUGAUUCCGUCUCCUCUUUGAUGUUGUCAACUGUAUAAAUGUUAAUAAAGCAUACAUGACACA